This is a messenger RNA of Colletotrichum lupini, 1152 nucleotides long. RefSeq lists its product as uncharacterized. The coding region runs from base 1 to 1152 and encodes 383 amino acids. The record is from RefSeq and is a predicted model, not a curated record. Lineage: Eukaryota; Fungi; Ascomycota; Sordariomycetes; Glomerellales; Glomerellaceae. The transcript has 9 exons.
AUGGGGGAUGCUGGCCAGUCAGGUGGGACAACGGUAGUGGAUUUAGCGCCAGCGGAGAAGGAGCUGCCCUGCCAGUGCCUGCUUACCGGGUUCCGUGGUGCCUCGCAAGUUGUCGCUAAAGUGGCAUCUCAUGCACAAGCGGUGGACAAUCAGUCGAGCGAGGUGCAGGCCAGGCACAUCGCAGCCGUUUUGUGUCGUUCGGCGUACUGGGGAAUGGGUGUCACCGGUGUCUUGCGGGAUGAAAGAGGAAGAAAAAAAAAUCAAUUUCCGCCAGCCAACGACUUGUGUUGUGGCGUGUCUAACAUCUUAUCGGACGCUUGCUUUUUUGCCUAUGCAAUCAACUUCCCACGGUUUCUCGAAUGUCACUUAAAGAUUACCCCCGCCAUCCAUUCGCAUCCGGCGAGUGAGCGCUCAUCCUGCUUUCCGCAUCCCGGGUCCCAGCAGAUCGAUAUACAAGAAUCCGGUGGUGGCUUCACCGCUUCCCGUCACUCUCUGCUGUCAGGUAUCGAUUGGGAGAGGAAGCAGACAGCAGACAACAGACGGCUGGCAUCUUUCAACCCAAAAUCCACAUAUCCGUACUCCCGGCCUCUCGCCUUAGACCCCAUCUACCAGCCAACCUCCAUCCUGAAUCCUGGUCUAGUCGAAUCCCGAUCCUACCCCAUUGUCUAUCGUCUUGCCUGGCGUUACAUUGCCCUCCCCUCAGGUACUACCUCCCUUUACUCAAUUACCCAUGACUUUUUGCCUGAACCGAACAUCUUGAACGUCCUCUUCUGCCCCCAAACUCCAGCCCUGUCCAGCUAUCAACCUCAUCAAUCCCAUCGCCGAUCGACGAGACGCGCAUUUCUUGCUACAGCGACACCUGCAGCAGACCACACUAUCUGCCUGAUCCGGCUGGGCCAUCGCACCAAAGCAUCACAAGCACACGAGGCAGGCACGCACAAGCACUACGGUCAUCCACACAUCCACGUCCCGUCCAAGCACAACACUCACUCACACACACACGCACACGCACUCACUCACUCGCUCACUCACUCACUCACCCACCUACCUACCGUACCUGCACCUGCACCUGCUGGCGCCAAUAGAGACGUCCGCCUCACCUUUCUCACUCUUCUUCCUGCUUGGGCUCUCUCAAUUUAUUUCGCUCGCUGA